This is a messenger RNA of Balaenoptera acutorostrata (minke whale), 2899 nucleotides long. It is a transcript of the gene SLC17A5, whose product is annotated as solute carrier family 17 member 5. Gene Ontology annotation, biological process: transmembrane transport; monoatomic anion transport. Lineage: Eukaryota; Metazoa; Chordata; Mammalia; Artiodactyla; Balaenopteridae. The coding region runs from base 125 to 1711 and encodes 528 amino acids. The transcript has 12 exons. Gene Ontology annotation, molecular function: transmembrane transporter activity. The record is from RefSeq and is a predicted model, not a curated record.
CCGGGGGCGGUGCUAGCGGCCCAGCUCGGCGCGGCCACCUCGGCCCGGGGGGGGGGUCUGCGGCUGUUCAGUCUGAGUUUUCUUCUCCGCUGGGUGGUUGGUGCCGCCGCUCCUUGGAGGCGUCAUGAAGUCCCCGGUUCCGGACCUGGCCCCGAGCGACGGCGAGGAGGGCGAGGACCGCACGCCUCUCUUGCAGCGCGCCCCGCGGGCGGAAACCGCUCCAGUGUGCUGCUCUGCUCGUUACAACCUAGCAUUUUUGGCCUUCUUUGGUUUCUUCGUCCUCUAUUCGUUACGGGUGAACCUGAGUGUGGCAUUAGUGGAUAUGGUGGAUUCCAACACAACUGCAGCAGAGAAUAGAACUGCCAACGAGUGUUCAGAGCAUGCAGCUCCCAUAAAAGUUCUUCACAACCGAACGGGUAAAAAGUACCGAUGGGAUGCAGAAACUCAAGGAUGGAUUCUCGGGUCUUUUUUUUAUGGCUACAUCAUCACGCAGAUCCCUGCAGGAUAUGUUGCCAGCAGAAGUGGGGGAAAACUGCUGCUGGGAUUUGGGAUCCUCGGCACCUCUGUCUUCACCCUGUUCACUCCCCUCGCUGCAGAUUUCGGAGUUGGAGCCCUCGUCGCACUCAGGGCUCUAGAAGGACUAGGAGAGGGUGUCACAUUUCCAGCCAUGCAUGCCAUGUGGUCUUCCUGGGCUCCUCCUCUUGAAAGAAGCAAGCUUCUCAGCAUUUCAUAUGCAGGAGCACAGCUUGGGACAGUAGUUUCGCUUCCUCUUUCUGGAAUAAUUUGCUUCUAUAUGAAUUGGACUUACGUCUUCUACCUCUUUGGUAUAGUUGGAAUCAUUUGGUUUAUUUUAUGGAUCUGGUUAGUUAGUGAUACACCAGAAACUCACAAGACAAUCUCCCCCUAUGAAAAGGAAUACAUUCUUUCAUCAUUAAGAAAUCAGCUCUCUUCACAGAAGUCAGUGCCAUGGACACCUAUGCUGAAAUCACUAGCACUUUGGGCUAUUGUAGUUGCACAUUUUUCUUACAACUGGACUUUUUAUACUUUAUUGACCUUAUUGCCUACUUACAUGAAGGAGGUCCUAAGGUUCAAUAUUCAAGAGAAUGGGUUUUUAUCUGCAGUUCCUUAUUUAGGCUGUUGGUUAUGUAUGAUCCUGUCUGGUCAGGCCGCUGACAAUUUAAGGGCAAAAUGGAAUUUUUCAACUCUAUGUGUUCGAAGAGUUUUUAGCCUUAUAGGAAUGAUUGGACCUGCAGUAUUCCUGGUAGCCGCCGGAUUUAUAGGUUGCGAUUAUUCUUUGGCUGUUGCGUUCCUAACCAUAUCAACAACACUGGGGGGCUUCUGCUCUUCUGGAUUCAGCAUCAACCAUCUGGACAUUGCUCCUUCGUAUGCUGGUAUCCUCCUGGGCAUCACAAAUACAUUUGCCACUAUACCUGGAAUGAUCGGGCCCAUCAUUGCUAGAAGUCUGACCCCUGAGGGAGCAUUGUGGCAACACAGGAACCUAACUGACUACAAACAAAAUCCUUUUCCAUUUGCAUCGUUUUCUUUCUCUCUCUGCAGAACACUGUUGGAGAAUGGCAGACUGUUUUCUGCGUUGCUGCUGCUAUCAACGUAUUUGGUGCCAUUUUCUUCACACUGUUCACCAAAGGUGAAGUACAGAACUGGGCUGUUAGGGAUCACCGUGGACACAGAAACUGAAGGAACCAAUAAAUGAUCCUGUCUCAGUGUAUUUUUGUUUAUCAUGUAACCUAACAGUGCCUUUGGUAUUUUAAUGUGUAAGCAAUCUAUAUACAAGAAAAAAAAUUGUACUGUAUUAAAUUUUUAAGGCUUGUAAUCAUGAAAUGUCACUAGUUGCCAGAUUCGUAAAAUUAGCUGUUUUUAAUGAUUCAUAACACAUUUGCUGGAACUUACCAUUCAGGGUCACAUACCUGGCUGCAAGUCAGGCAAUCUGAAAUAGGGGAGUUCUAUUUAUUUUUAAGACCACACUGAAAGGGAUGAGCAGAAAUGGACCCCCUCUAUACCUCUGCUUAAGCUGGAUAAUAAUUCUCAGGUCUUGGUAAACACCUUUUUUUUGUACCCUUUCCUCAAAAAAUGAUUUGUCCUCAACAUUCCCUGACACUUAGAUCUCAAACUCCAGCAUCUCCACGGAGCCGCCAGCCACUGUAUCAUUCUGCCUGGCAGCUUCACUGAGGGAAGCACGCCCAGGCAGCUGCCAGGCAUUCCCUCUCUGGCUUGACCAGGGUCAGCGCCAAGGCUUUGGAUGGUGUCGUUCCCCCGGGGCUGUUAACGAGCGGAUGAAGCCCUGAGCCGGCAGGGACAUUGCGGUCCUCAGCCAUGGCUUCCGUGCCCCUCUCCCUUCCCUUCCCAGCACGCUGGAAUAUGACCGGCAUGUAACCUGCAAAAGAAAGUAUGAUGCCCAGUUUAGCCACAAGUAACAUCAUCCCACCUUCACGUGGAUCAGACUAUAAAUUUUCAAGCCCUGCGUUCUAUGAGCUCCACCAGGAUAAUUAAAUUUUUAAAAAGCACCCUCACAUGUUUCCUCUCUCUCUUAACGCGUGUCUGGUCGCAGCUCAAGGUUAGGGUGACUCUUACUUCCGCAGCACCUGCAACCAGUGGGGUGACCAUCUUUACUGCUGGUUUCUGAAAGCUCAUUUUGCCAAUUUUUCCUGGGCCAUCUUCCAGUGGUUUUUGAGCGUGCUUUGAGGGCAUUUAUGUGGUUUAGAACUUGAUUUAUGUUUUGUUGUGUAUGUUCAACACUACCUGUAACAUCUGAACUAAAGCUAUUUAAUGUAAUAUGAUGUGUAUACAUUUCUGUAAAUUUAUUUUUAAAUCUGUAAAUAACUUUAAGUUGCUAUGGUGAUUUUUCUUUUAUAAAUUAUCAAAAUAAACCUUUUUGGAUUGA